CUACCAUUCUUCUUCUUCUCACUAAUCUGAGAGUUUGAUAUCACAGUCAUGGAGAACCAGAAUUUGCAGAACCAGAAUCCACUCUUUCUCUCUCGCCCUUCAAAAUUCCACUUCUCGACAUGUUCAAAGACAAGCUCAAGCUUCCAACUCCUGACAAGCCUGGAAGGAUUUUUCCUGAUCGGCUUGGAAGCUUGGUGAUGAUCUCAGGAUUGGACGAAAAAGGAAAUGAAAUCGAGAGAUCGGAGUUUGAAUUCGAGUCUGGUGAAGAGCUGGAGCCGAUUAAACCUGGCGCGUUAGGGUUUCACAGAGAGAGUGAUGAUGGCGAUGAAGCUAUUGAUGAUGAAAAGGACGAUAAGGAUCAGAGAAUUCGGAAGAAGACGAAUAAAGAUGCUGUUGCAGCUUCGGUUUCGGUGUUGAAGUCUAUUUUGUUGGAUGAGAAAAGAUCGGAUUUAGAAUAUGAGAUUUCUCGGAGGGAGAUUAAUUUGGAAAAGUUGCGAAGAAUUGCUAGCACUGGGAUUCCUAAUGGAGGAGGUUUGCGUGCAACAGCUUGGAAGCUACUCUUGGGCUACUUACCUUCAUCACAUGACCUAUGGGAGACUCAAUUAGAAGAGAAUAGGCAAAAGUAUGCUGAUAUGAAAGAGGAGCUUCUCCUGAAUCCGUCGGAGCAUAUCUGGAAGGAGGCUAAGGACUUAAGUUCCACACAGCAGCAUGAGGACAAUGACGCUGAUGGCCCCCUUAGGCGACAUGAAAUUUCUGUGGAAGAUCACCCUCUGAGCCUCGAUAAGGAAAGUCUUUGGAGGCAAUAUUUUCAGCAUACAGAGAUAGUGGAUCAGAUAGAUCGAGAUUUGCAGCGUACGCAUCCAGACAUGCCAUUCUUUUCGGCAGAGACAUCAUUUAGUCGAAAAAAUAGAGAAGCCAUGAAGAAUAUUCUUCUCCUUUUCGCGAAGUCAAAUCCUGCAAUUUGUUAUGUGCAAGGCAUGAAUGAGGUCUUGGCACCUAUAUACUAUGUAUUUAGGACUGAUACUGACAAGCAAAAUGCUGAGAAUGCAGAAGCAGAUAGUUUUUCAUGUUUUGUUCGAAUCUUAGGUGACUCUGUGGAUCAUUUCUGUCAACAAUUGGACAACAGUUCAAGUGGUAUCCUUGCUACUCUUUCCCGUUUGUCAGAUCUACUUAAAGUAAAUGACGAGCAGUUAUGGCAUCAUCUUGAAUUUACAACAAAGAUCAAACCACAAUUCUACGCAUUCCGGUGGAUUACACUGCUACUCACCCAAGAGUUCAAGUUUGAGUUUAUUUUGAGAAUAUGGGAUACUCUUCUUAGUAAUACUUUUGGUGUUCAGGAUAUGCUUCUUCGGAUCUGUUGUGCGAUGCUACUUUGCGUGAAAAGCAGACUACUGAGUGGUGACUUUGUGGCUAAUAUAAAGCUUUUACAACACUAUCCUGAUGAUAUUAACUUAGAAUACCUCCUCCAGGUAGCUCAGGAUAUUAGUCCAGACACAUCUUAUAUUUUGUCCCUUUGAUAUCACAGUGGACAUUUUUCAAAUACUUCAAUCAAAGUUUAUUUGAAAAACGGAAUGUCUAUACGCAGCAAAGCACUAGACACGUUAAUGCACUAGUUUGAGAAUACAUGCAAAGGAAGAAAGCAGUUGAAGUUUGCUAAAAAAAAGAGAAAAUUUUCAGUUCCUUUAGCCUGAGGCGAAAACUGGUAGCCUGAGGCGAAAAAUUGUAGCAAAAUUCAGACAACUCUCUGUUUUGUCGCCUGCAGCAAAGCACUAGACACGUUAAUGCACUAGUUUGAUAAUACAUGCAAAGGAAGAAAGCAGUUGAAGUUUGCUAAAAAAAAGAGAAAAAUUUCAGUUCCUUUAGCCUGAGGCGAAAACUUGUAGCAAAAUUCAGACAACUCUCUGUUUUGUCGCCUGGAGCGUAAAUUCUUUUAGCCUGGGGCGUAAAUUCUUUUAGCAAAUGUUUACAACCAAAGGUAGUGCAAUUUUUUUAUGAAAAAAAUAAAAAAAAUAAGUGAGCUCGGACUAGAAGACUUUGUUGAUGAAAGCCGGAAAACUUAAAGAACGUACGCACGCGCACACUAUGAGCAAAUCAGCGGUAUCAGCCUGAGCAGAUUGAACUCAUCAACUACGGUGGCAACAACUUGUCUAUCAUUAUGAGCAUCUUGGUAGAAAAACCAAGAAAAAAAAAAACCUUUUCCCAAUGGGAUUCGACGCUCAUAACAGCAAACCUGGGACUAUAAGCUUUUCUGCCAAAAGUUGCGGGUUAUGUCUUAUUCAAAAUUGUUUCAUAUGAGAGAUUAAAGAAGGGUGAAGAGGACAAAAACAUUUGAUUUUUAUAAGAUUCACAUUUGCACUUUAACUAGUAAACCUUAUAAAAAUUUAUCCACCAUCCAAUAUCAUAUUUUAAUUGGCCAUAGAAUGACUAUGACAGUAUUGAUGAAUCACACACAUACCCACACAAGGUAGAAAAUGGUGAAUAAUGUGUUGUAUUAUUCCAUUGCAUUAGCUGUGUUUAAAUAUACAUA
Molecule: messenger RNA, 2527 nt
Organism: Trifolium pratense (red clover)
Lineage: Eukaryota; Viridiplantae; Streptophyta; Magnoliopsida; Fabales; Fabaceae
Product: TBC domain-containing protein C1952.17c-like
Exons: 9
Coding region: 120-1517 (465 amino acids)
Biological process (GO): intracellular protein transport; activation of GTPase activity
Molecular function (GO): GTPase activator activity
Source: RefSeq, a predicted model, not a curated record